Pipistrellus nathusii (Nathusius's pipistrelle) is the source of this 387-nucleotide messenger RNA. NCBI's taxonomy places the organism in Eukaryota, Metazoa, Chordata, Mammalia, Chiroptera, Vespertilionidae. The record is from the annotation of a GenBank genome assembly.
AUGGCACCAACCCCUAAUAUCCGAAGCCUCAUUACCUAUUUAACAAACAAAAUUAAAUGUUGUUCAGCACAUGUGUCUUUCAGCUCUUCUUUUCCCUUGCCUGUGAUCAUUGUGACUAUGCGCUGGUUUGGAAUGAAGCACAAGGGAUGGGUUAGGCAUGCUCAGGUGCCUGCCUUUUGCUUCUCACGGUCAAGUGAUGUGCCUCCCAGGAGCUAUGCCCUUAAUUCCUGGCACGGAUCCAUCCUAACUUCUGAGGUCUUUUCCCUGAAUUGUGUACAGAUUUCCUCGGUGAUCCUCUUCUCUCCAAAUGCUUGCCAUCCUAGAGUGGCCAAACAGUGUGAACUUUGGUUGGGAUUCAUUGGGCGCCUGGAAAUUUGUCUUUGGUGA